AUGGUAGAUACCGAAAGGCCUGAAGUUAUCCAACGACUCCCUCACCCAUGGCCAUACACAUUCCCUUCAGAAGAUACCGCUCACUCCCAACUGUCAGAUGACUCCGAGCCUGGUUGCCCAGAUGACUUGGAAGCUUUUGCUAAGCAGUUCAAACAACGAAGAAUAAAGCUAGGGUAUACUCAAGCGGAUGUCGGUUUGGCAUUGGGUACGCUGUAUGGGAAUGUGUUUUCUCAGACGACGAUUUGCCGAUUCGAAGCGCUCCAAUUGUCGUUCAAGAACAUGUGCAAACUGAAGCCACUUUUGUUCAAAUGGCUUGAAGAAGCUGACUCCACCUCCGCUAGUCCUAACUCUGCUUUUGAGAAAAUGACCGGGCAAGGCGGAAGGAAAAGGAAGAAGAGGACAAGCAUCGAGGUGAAUGUGAAGUCUCGCCUGGAGUACCAUUUCCAAAAGAACCACAAACCAAAUGCACAGGAGAUUUUGCAAGUUGCGAAUGAGCUUGGAUUAGACAAAGAGGUGGUCCGUGUAUGGUUUUGCAAUCGACGGCAAAAGGAGAAGCGAAUGACUCCGCAAUUCGACCAGCAGAUGAUGAUCACAAGCCCAUAUCCGCCGACAGACAUCUUCUCCUAUCCGACCGGGCUGCCGAUCAACCCGUCGCAGUUUGAGUUGCGAACAGGCUCCGGUUCAGCUUGA
This is a messenger RNA of Strongylus vulgaris, 690 nucleotides long. Lineage: Eukaryota; Metazoa; Nematoda; Chromadorea; Rhabditida; Strongylidae. The record is from the annotation of a GenBank genome assembly.